Messenger RNA from Neurospora tetrasperma FGSC 2508, 4668 nucleotides. RefSeq lists its product as uncharacterized. NCBI's taxonomy places the organism in Eukaryota, Fungi, Ascomycota, Sordariomycetes, Sordariales, Sordariaceae. The record is from RefSeq and is a predicted model, not a curated record. The transcript has 5 exons. The coding region runs from base 1 to 4668 and encodes 1555 amino acids.
AUGGAUCAUCCACCUCGCACGAGACCCUUCAACUUUGAGAACUCGGAGGACAAUGCACCCGUCGGACCAAAAAGCUAUCAACAUGCGCAACUCGACAGCGGUAAUCUGAUACCAUACUCCGGUACAACGAGCCCCAACUCAGAACAAAACGCUGCAUACCAGGACAAAUCACAGACGUCACAAGAUGUCAUUCAAGAGACGCCCAGGAGCUUGCCACUUGCUCCCGAGGAGAUGGGGCUGAUCGAAAGACCAAAGAUGAGAAAGACUUUCGAACUUGACCAAGAAUUCGAGUUCGGUCCUCCGCUCCAGAUCAACCCAGGACAAUUCACGAAGCAGUUAAAGAAUCCUAUACCACUCUAUCAGAGUACUCAAUCACCAGCUGUGACUUCCCAGCCAUCUAGCAAAGACAGCAAACCUCGACAACUCCCAUUUCCUCUACAAGAACCAGGGCCAGGGAGGCCAAUCGAGGAGAGGACUAGCAACAAUGUUGUCUCUGCACGCGACCGGCUCCCUCCUGAGACAACAGACCAUCCGAGCUCCGUCAUUUUCCAUGAACACGAAGCGCAAGACACUGAACAACAUCCGAAACGGACGGUUGACACUCGUCCUCCACCAAGGGGACCUCCUUCUGUAGAUGCGUCCCCACCGUCCGCCCAAAGACCUUCAAAGGUCGCAUUGCCCCUAUCAGGGCCACACAUCAGUGUAGCGCGUGUGAAGACUAGUCGGCAUUUUACGUCAGACCAGGAACCGGGUGACUCCCGCUCACAAACCAACCAUCGAGCCUCUGCCGUCAAUGCCUCAAGACCCUUACAACAACACAGAAAUCAUGCCGCAACUGUUAACGCAGUAGAUAUCAGCAGUGAUCGUCAUCAGUUUUCGGCAUUCAAUGAGACAGGGAUUGCCCUUGAUGGGGAGUAUCAUUCUGAGAAAAGGGACGGCCAGUCAAAAGAUCAGUCUUCACCCUCGAGCACUACCAUGAGACACAAUGUCAGACUGUCACAUACUGACACGUCUCACCACCAAGACAUUCACAUGAGCGACUAUAGUCAUUCCGGUUACCCUGAGACCGAGGACGUUGUCAACGUGGAGUCUAGAGGGGCACAUGUCAGAUCUAUCGACUACCCUGCCAGUCGGCAGCCCAAAAGCACUAGCUCACACUUUGAGUCUCUCCAUCAGGAAGAACCGUCCAACAAAAGCCGCCAAAAGUCCCACACAUCACAUGAUGUCUUGAACGCGAACACCGUUGGCUCAGGCAAACCAUCCAAACAAGGAGCUGGAAAGGCGCACUCUUCUUCGAAGCCUCAAGCUUUUUCUCCAAUCCGUCGCCGGGCAGCUGCAUCGGCCGCUCGCUUGCACAACCAGCACACGUCGAGGGAUCCUAAAACUGCAUACGAACAGAAUUCUCGGCCACAUUUGGAAGGCUCAAAUGUGUCCAGGAGAAGGGCAGCCGUCUCCACAACUGCGAGGUCGGAUAUAAUUGAUAUCACGAGUACACCCGGCAGCGAGAUAAUAAGAUCGAGCCCGGCCAACAACAACAUGAGCGUCAAGAUCAGCCAAGAAUUUACAAAAGAUCUGGCUGGGGUUCUCAACCGAUUCACUACUCAGCACAACUCCACCAGGCAGGAACUGAGGGAGAGGUAUCACAAGUACAUCAAGCAGCUCAAGAAAGUAAUCAAGAAGCGUGAACAUGAGGCCGAGGAAUACAUUGCUCGGGUUGAGGGGCAAGCCAGCGAUAUCCAAAAUCUUGAGCACUCCAAUGGUGAAAAGACCCAGAAAAUUGAAGAGCUCGAACAUUCCAAAGGGGAAAUGGCCAAGAAGAUCACAGAGAUGGAGGCAGUGCUUGAAGCUACCGCAAAGCGAGGCUCAAAGGCAGAAGGGAAAUAUCGCAAAGUCAAAGACCACUUGAAUGCAGCGAUUGAGGAACAACAAAAGCUAUACCUCAUGUCUAAGUCGCAGUGGGAGAAGGCUAUCAGGGAGGUUCGGGAGACCGAACGCAGUCAUGGUUCUGCCUUGGAAGAGAUGCUACAGAAAACAGAGAUAAUAAGGCAACAAAUGCUUGAAAAAGUUCGCCAGACAGUAGGUCAAUGUAGACAGGACACCUCGAAAUUGUACGGCCAGAUCGACGCCCUUACACGCCAGAUAGAGCAAAAAGACGCCGAACUGAGCCACGAAAAGAAAGCUGUGAAAAUGCUUUCACAGCAGCUUGAAACCCUUAAGAUCACCAAUGAAGGCUUCGAAGCGCUCCGGUCUCGGCAAAAUGACAUUAUGGGCAAGAUGGACGAACAAAACGCACAGGCAAUCCAGAGACAAGUAAAAGCCGACGACGCAAUCGGGACCCGACUGGGUCAGAUUGCCGAACAAGUUGGGUCUGUUUCCAAAACGGUGUCAGAGCAGCCUCAAGUGCUGUCAACUCUACAGAGCCAGCAACAAGGGAUAUUGGAGCUGCUUUCUGGUUGCAUUGCCGAGAAGGAAGAGGCGCUCAAAAAUUGCCAGCAGGAGUUCAAAGACAUGAAGAAACGCUUCGAGGACCAACAAAUUCACUUCAGUCAACUUCAAGCGCAUGCUGUGGAGUUGGAAGUCGCUCAUGAGGACAACCAACCGCUCAAUCAACAACUCCAACGCGCCCAAGCAGAAAUCGAGCGGUUGGAAGCAGAGGUUAGCUCUCGAACAGCAGCGAUUUCGCAACUCGAGAAAACAAUCCGAUCAAAGGAAGAAGUAUACGUCUUUGAGGUCAAGCAGUUUGGCUCACAAGUCCAACAACUCAAUCAACUGAUCAUGGACAAAGAAGCGACCAUCCAGUCAGCAAGCGCCAAAGCUACGGAGCUUGUCCGUCGGGAACUCCUUGUAGAAAGGGACAGGGAGACUGCUGAACUAAAUAAGACGAUCUCCCAGUUGCGCAGCGACAGGAACACCUUGGACGACCUAGUGACGCAACUUCGACAAGAGAGAGCCAGCGAGGAAGAAGCCAAAAGGCAGAAUGCUCGUACAAUCGAGCUUUUGAAGGCUAAUCUGGCUAUUUCUGAGAACCAGUGCUCAUCUCUUGCUAAAGAAUUGAAGACAAGAUCGGACGAUCUCGCCGAGUCUCGUCAUCAGAGAUCUACUCGAAUCAGCGGUUUGGAGGCAGAUCUCGCUGUUUGGCAGAAGAAGGCAGCCGAGCUUGAAGCAAACUACACCGGGCUGCAAGAGACUGAAAGACGGCAUACCAAUGAGAUCGAGUCUUUGAAAGUUACGCUUGCUGCUGCGGAAAGUAAAUGCUCAUCACUUUCUGAGGAGUUGGAGGCGAAGUCACUCGAACUCGAACAAUUCCAGCAACGGGGCUCUUCUCGUAUCAUCGACCUGGAGAAAGAGCUUGCCAGUUGGCAGAAGACAGCAGCCGAACUUCAAGCAACAUAUUCGGAAGUACAGCAGAUCGAGAAAACACGCGAGGAAAAGAUGCAGGAGUGCUUUGCUACCAUGGAGCAACUGGCAGUAAAGGAAGGAUUUGUUGCUUCAGAUGCUGGAAGCUCAAAACUGUUCGAUAGCGCUACAACGUUGGAUGAGGUAUGGUCAAAGAUUCCCAAGGCUGUAGAGCAAAUGAUGAAGAUGGCAUCAACGAAAUAUCAGGCCAUUCUCGACAAGCAGCACCAACAGCUCCAAGCACUAGGUGGAGUUGCCGAUCAAAAAGGAGCGCCAGCAAGUGAACUGCAGGCAUUAUUUGUCAAUGCAUGGAACAAGAUCGGAAUAAACCCACUGCAAGAAAGCAAAUGUGGCGAUCCAGAUGGAGUCAGUGGCACGACAACAACUCCAUCAAACACGGAGGAGACAUCAUCCCCGUUCCUACAACAUCGUGUGGUCAUGGGCCUUCAGGAUCAAGACCGGAGGGUUGCUGUGCGACGGCCAACAUCUACGGAAGGUAUACGCAAAGUCCGUUUGCCUCCACCGCCCUCUGUUGCCCAGGAAAAGUCAAGGAGGAGAGAAGCUGCACCUCCUAAAUCGAUCAUGAAGAGAAUGACGCGUAGUGCAUCUCGGGAACAAUUGAUAGACAAUUCUUCGGGGAGUGGUGCGUUUGGGAGAAUCGGACCACUUGAAACCUUCACAGCAACUCCCCCUGAAAAUGCCUCUGCUUCAGGAAGACCUAACAAGCGAAAACAACCUGAUGAUAUCGUGGAUUCUCCUGUAGUUCUUCGGCGCGGGAGAUACUCGAAAGGGGCCGGGGGAAAGGGUACGACCAAAGACAUAACUUCUACCGCAGCUUCAGCACCGCUUCCUAACGGCUCAGAUGAACGUGGAAGUCGCGGAAUAGUACGACCACAACGGAUUUAUCGAAGCCGUCACGCCGUGGAUAAGUUAAGCGAAGGCUCCAAGCUAUCUGAAAACGGAUUGAUUUCCAUCAACUUCAAGCCUUCAUUUGGCCUCGUACCCGAGGUCAUGAACGGUGCCAACAGGUUUUUGCCACCCAGAUCAGCACCGACUCGAACUUAUGGUAGUAGAAGGUCCGUUGAUCCUACGGAAGACAGCAGCACGGUCAGUCAAACGAACGGCGAGUCCCAAUCACGGUCUCAGUCCCAGCCACUUUCGCGAUACGGGGGCGCCAAUGAUGAGACCCAAGACUCCAUGACCCUCUCGCAGAAUGCAAACAAAGAAGACGGAGAUGACUUGCUUCUGCCUCCGCCUGGGAAUAAGUUAUGA